Mustela erminea (ermine) is the source of this 2559-nucleotide messenger RNA. RefSeq names its product synaptonemal complex protein 2 like (gene SYCP2L). The transcript is spliced from 30 exons. The coding region runs from base 1 to 2559 and encodes 852 amino acids. NCBI's taxonomy places the organism in Eukaryota, Metazoa, Chordata, Mammalia, Carnivora, Mustelidae. The record is from RefSeq and is a predicted model, not a curated record.
AUGCAAACAGGUGCGGUAAAUUGGUUAGCGUCCCGGCGAGGACUGGAGCUCAAAAGCCGCGAGGCUCCCCGGGCCCUCGCCGUGGGGGAGCCCAGCUCGCCCGGGUUUCGGGCCGCAGAACUGCACGAGGCUGAAAGGGCGCCGGAGGGAGGCGCGCUCUGGGCCGGGAGCCUCGGGAUGCAGUCGCUUCAAUCACUUAUUAUGGAUGCUUUCCAUGAUAAAGGAUUUCAGAAAAUAAGAGAGUAUUUUCAACAGAGAGAAAGCCGCAUUCCUCAAAAAUACAAUCAUCUUGUAUUCUAUUAUCUUGACAGAUCCAUAAAUAAGCAACUGGAGAAAAAUGAAUUUCGACAUGUUGCGCUGUUGCUGAAAUGUCUUCAACGAUUCUUCAUUGACGGCCUCAAAGAAGAGGAGCCUUUGCUGAUCCAGCAGGGACUGAUCCCAAAGAUGGUUUCCUGGUUUGAAAAAACAACCGCAUUUCUGACCAUGGCAGAGUCAGCAUCCGACACAUCCCUGACUGAUGUUCUAGAAGACUUCUUUGACACAGCCUUGAUUAUUUCCAGGAGUAGUAGUAAAGGGAAAAUGCAGAUUUUGGAUUCCUUCAUAUUUACCUUAGGGUUUCUGGUGACAGGAAAGACUGUAAGUCAUCUGAUUCAACAGGAGGCUUUGAAAACUUUGAACUCCAUUUUGCAUAACAUGCCUCAGGAAGAGCGAAGACGACUCUCUUUGUUGGAAGGCCCAAGUCGGCUUCUGAAAGACCUUGCAAGGACAAUCUUGACUGUGGGUGAUUAUGACCAGCAGGUUGCACUUUCUGAAGCAUUGUGUAGACUGACCUUGAAAAAAUCAAGGGCUGACCUUGUUCAUGAGUGGUUUGAAGAUGAUGUCCUUGCUGAAGCUUUCAAAGAAAUUAAGGAUCGAGAAUUUGAGACGGAUAGUAGACGGUUUCUCAAUUACCUAAAUAACCGACUUGGUGCUGAGAGAAGGGUCUAUUCAUUUCCGUGUAUUGCUGCUUUUGCAGAUGGGCAUGAGAUGAGAAAACCAGAAGAUGAAAAACUAGAGAAAUUUUGGAUUGACUUCAACCUCGGAAGUCAGAGUGUCACUUUUUAUAUAGACAAUAGUAAGAAUGCUCUAUGGGACUCAGUAAGACUUUUGAAGGAAGCAGUGGUUAAUUUCAGCAUAAUAGAAACUGAAAAUAGGAAGAUCCUCAUUAUUUGCCUGAAGAAACCUAUUACUAUUGACAACAAAGAAGUGAUGAAAAUAGAGAUCCACUUUGAUUCGCAAUUCGACAUAGCACAAGCUUCCAUUGAAGCUUUAGGAGAAGACAGACAGAUGUUGCCUGACCAGACGAGAAGCUCCUCGGAACUUUCUGGUAAAUUUGAGAAAGAAGACCUUGACAUUCCUAGUACCCUCGAAAGAGAGACAGACCGGAAAGAAGAAUCCACCAAGCUGGCAGAGUUAAUGAGUGCCAGAGAUGACCAAUGCCCAAUAACUCUCCCCUUAAAUGACCAGUCUGAGCCUGUUGUGAGUAUGGGAGGCUGGGUACAAGAUUCUGAACUGUCCCCCAUGCCUGGGAUACCUGAAUACCCUCUGAGCCCAUCUCUUAAUUACAGGAAACACAUCUUCUCGGAGAGUAAUAAAGAUUCAAGUAGUAGCACCAGCGAACGAUCUUGGACCAGCAACCAAAAAAAGAAAUCCCUAAAACCAUAUUCUGGUAGAAAAAAGACAAGAAUCAGAAACAGCGUAAGAGUUUUGCCAUUUUCCCCUCCCAGCAGUGGCAGUGACCAUGAGAAAGACCAAGCUAAACUUCUAACACCAUCAUGGAAGGAAACCUCCAGGCAGAAUAAUACUACACUUGCAAAUAUUUCUGUAACAAAAUUUCAGGGUAACUCUGACUUUUUAACUCCUGAAGAUUCUGCCCAGAAAACAGAACAUCAAAGUCCCCGCCCCCCGAGUGAUCUGUCAUCCUUGGAGCAUUCAGAAGUUGAAGAAAAUAUAUCGAAGGAAAACACUGUAGACCAAGAAUCCUUGAUGAAAACUCCUAGCUUCAAACAUAAACUGCAAAGCUUGGAAGACAGAGACCCAGCAGAUGGCAGUUUUGCCAAGUCAAAACAGUCAAAAUUGGAAGAAGGGGAUGCUCCAGGGUCCCUCCCCUCAGUGACGGAAGAGACCGACUUAGCAGAAGGCAUUCCUACUCUAUCCCUCGCGGUUGUGCCCGAGAAUUUGAAGAGUUCUGCUGUUCUCCUAGCCUUUGAAAACUUUACUAGAGAACUACAAAGGAAAUCAGAGCUUAGGUACGAGGGGAGUCCGCUUUAUUCAGAAGAUGCCAAGCAAGCACCAGACUGCUUAAUCCGACUUUUAAACCAGAUACGUCAAUGCAGACUGAAUAAACUAGAACAGUUUCACAGUUUUGUUCUUCAAGAGCUGAACAAUCUUGAGAAGGAUAUUCAGAUUCUGAAACACCUUGAGAAGGAUGUUUUGGAAUUUUGGGAAAAACAGUCUGAUGACUUGAAAUCAUUCUGCAAUCUCCAAGUACUGAGGCUGAACCCAGACCAGCCUUCAUGA